Rhododendron vialii is the source of this 1795-nucleotide messenger RNA. Its product is annotated as glycylpeptide N-tetradecanoyltransferase 1-like. Gene Ontology annotation, molecular function: glycylpeptide N-tetradecanoyltransferase activity. The record is from RefSeq and is a predicted model, not a curated record. Gene Ontology annotation, cellular component: cytoplasm. Bases 195 to 1520 code for a protein of 441 amino acids. NCBI's taxonomy places the organism in Eukaryota, Viridiplantae, Streptophyta, Magnoliopsida, Ericales, Ericaceae. The transcript is spliced from 2 exons. Gene Ontology annotation, biological process: N-terminal peptidyl-glycine N-myristoylation.
AAUUAAAAUUCAAGGCUGUAAACUGAUAAGCUGAGAAUAUGUGGUGUGAUUUGGGGCACGAAUCAAGUAAUAGGGGCUUCUUUAUGUAAUUGUCCCAAGAAUAUAUCGUGUCAAGCCCUACAUUUCUAAUCGAUCAGAAUCUCACUCCCCAAAAUCUUGAUCUUGAAUCGAACAAAGCUCCCGGCGACGAGACUAUGGCACCAAAUUCAUUGGAAAUGGUAGAGAACAAUUCAACCUCUGAAUCUCCGGCAGAAACCCCAAACCCUAAUCCUGAUGGGAAUUCACCUUCUGAGGGUGACAUUUCAAUUGAUGCGAUAUCGCGAAGGGUUCAAGAAUCACUCUCUCUUGCAAAGAGGCACAAGUUUUGGGAAACCCAACCUGUUGGUCAGUUCAAGGACCUUGGGGACCCAAGUUUGCCUGAAGGGCCAAUUGAACCGCCAACACCCUUGUCGGAAGUCAAACAAGAACCCUAUAAUCUACCGAAUCUAUACGAAUGGAUAACUUGUGACAUGAAUUCUGAAGAUAUGUGCUCUGAGGUUUAUAACCUCCUAACCAAUAACUAUGUUGAGGACGAUGAGAAUAUGUUCAGGUUUAACUAUUCGAAGGAGUUUCUUCGGUGGGCCCUUCACCCGCCGGGUUAUUUUACAAGCUGGCACAUUGGGGUGCGAGUCAAAAGCUCGAAGAAGUUAGUCGCUUUUAUUACUGGAGUUCCCGCGAGGAUCCGGGCCCGUGAUACUGUCGUCAACAUGGCAGAGAUCAAUUUCUUGUGUGUUCAUAAGAAGCUUAGGUCGAAACGACUUGCUCCUGUGAUGAUUAAAGAAGUUACUAGGAGGGUUCAUUUGGAAAAUAUUUGGCAAGCAGCUUAUACAGCUGGAGUGGUUAUUCCUACACCCAUAUCCACUUGCCAGUAUUGGCAUAGGUCUUUGAAUCCGAAGAAGCUUAUCGAUGUUGGAUUUUCUAGGCUUGGUGCUAGAAUGACAAUGAGCCGAACGAUUAAGCUGUAUAAAUUACCGGAUUCCACUUCUACCCCUGGGUUUAGGAAGAUGGAGCCCCACGACGUUCCUGCGGUUACGCGUUUGCUUAGGAAUUACUUGAGUCAAUUUCUCGUUGCACCUGAUUUUGAUGAAAAUGACAUUGAGCACUGGCUUCUUCCGAGGGAAGAUGUGGUGGAAAGUUUUCUGGUCGAGAGCCCUGAGACGCAUGAGAUCACCGACUUCUGCAGUUUUUACACUCUUCCAUCGUCUAUCUUAGGAAACCAGAAUUACUCAACAUUGAAAGCUGCUUAUUCUUACUAUAACGUGUCUACAAAGACUCCGUUGCUUCAGCUCAUGAAUGAUGCUCUUAUCGUAGCGAAACGGAAGGAUUACGAUGUUUUUAAUGCCUUGGAUGUUAUGCAAAAUGAAGGUUUCUUGAAGGAACUGAAGUUUGGACCCGGUGAUGGGAAACUGCACUAUUAUCUCUACAACUAUCGGCUUAACCAUGUCAUGAGACCAUCAGAACUUGGGCUUGUGCUUUUGUAGUAGAGCCCUCAAUUCAUAUAUGGUAUGCACCACAGGAGGCAGUUUUGUCUAAUUAUCCUGAUUGUUUCAGUUUCCAAGUUGCAACAAUUGUGCUUCAUAGUUUGUUGGCAAUCCAUGAUUGGAUUUUAGAUUUUGUUACUUGAGUGGAAGAUUGAUUUCAUGAGCUUUUAUUUCCCGAGUUUCUUGGGUAGUGUACUGGUGCUUUGAUUUUCAUGUGUUGUAGAACAGCAAAAAGGUUGUUUUUUGUUUUCAAAACAAUUUCCUUUCCAGCUCCA